UCUAUGGAAUGGUUAGAAAGUCAUGACCUUGCCCUUUAUGGAGAAGUGCUAGUGUUUGAGCCAUUCAAAUAUCCUAAACGCAGCAAGGAGCGAAGCGAAAUUUGGGGGCGAAUAGCUGUUAAUCUGAACAGUCCGAGAAGUCAAAAAUUUACAGUGUCGAAAAGAUCUGUAAGAGAUAGAUUAACCCUGCUGCAAACUAAAUAUAAGGAGAAAAUAAGAGAAGAAGAAAGGGCAUCAGGUAAAGACUGUCAAAAGGAAAAGGAAAGGGCUGCUGACCUGGAGAGAAAUGACAAGACUAGUGCUGUUAACAAGAAAAAUAAGAGUGAGAAGACAAGUGCAGAAGAGGUUAGGCUGCAAGCCAUGGAAUGUCUUAGUAAGACACAGAAAAGAAAUGCAGAUUUAGGAGAAGAAAAGUCUAGUAAAUACAGGAAGAGAAGUUCAGAUGCUGUUGAAUACCUGAAGGAAAAGUUUCAAGAAGAGAAGGAGCUAAGGAAGGAGGAAAUUGAGUUGAAGAGGAAAGAGCAGCAAAUGAUACUGGAUCAGCGAGUCAAACACACAAACAGCAGUUGGAAAUGA
Molecule: messenger RNA, 576 nt
Organism: Pocillopora verrucosa
Lineage: Eukaryota; Metazoa; Cnidaria; Anthozoa; Scleractinia; Pocilloporidae
Source: RefSeq, a predicted model, not a curated record